AUGGGUAGGCUUUGUUUGAAGUUCGCAGUGAUUCUGGGGGUCUUGGCGAUGGCUCUGCUGGUCUCGCCGGCUCUAUCACUGACCUGCACGUCGCAGAAGCUCAGUAACAAAAAUGACUACCCCAACUGCUCCGAUCUCCCGCACCUGGGUGCCUUCCUCCACUGGCACUUCAACGCUUCCAACUCGUCGCUGUCUAUGGCCUUCAUUGCCCCUCCGGCCAAGACAGGCGGCUGGGUUGCGUGGGCCAUCAACCCCAACUCGACCAAAAUGGCAGGUUCCCAGGCGCUUUUGGCCUUCAAACCCAACGGCGGCGCCGUGACCAUCCAGACCUACGACAUCAAGUCCUACAUGUUCAACAUGUCCGGGAUGAACCUCUCGUACCCUGUCUGGGACCUGAAAGCGGAGGAAUCUAGCAGCAACAUCACGAUCUACGGGAAAUGGAAGCUGCCGGCGAAGACGGAGAAGUUGAACCAGGUUUGGCAAGUGGGUCCGGGCAUUACCCCAAACGGCUAUCCGAUGAUCCAUGACAGGAAUCCGGAGAACCUCAAGGCCACGGGGACCCUAAACUUGGUAACGGCAGCGGCUACUAGUCCUGCUUCUGAGCCUGCUGCUGCUUCGGGACCCUCUGGGAGUGCUCCAAGCCCUGGAUCUUCCGGCGGAAACAACGGGGUUUCAAGAAACAGAGACACGGCCAUUUUGAGCUUAUGCAUGCCUUUAUUUGUGAUUCUCGGCAUGUUAUAUGGUUUGAGAUUUGUGCACGAUCAGACAUGGAUUAAUCUUAUUGGUGAGAUGGCCCGAGAUACCCUAGCUAAAUUAUAUGAUGAAUUUAAUGCAAUUAAGGGUGGUACUGCACAUACUACACCUACACCUACACCUACUCCAACACCUCAUCCUGACACCGAGCCAACAAAGAAGUAUAGAUUGGCAUGGACUAAGGCCCUCGCACAUAAUCCCACACUAGUUCGUCAAUAUACGGAGGUGGUUUUAGAGUUAGACAACUAUUUGUUAGGAAAUCUUAUUCAAGAUGAUGAUGGUUUUGACAUAUUAGAAUGGUGGAAGGCGGCAGUAAAGAAAUAUUCAUUUCUUUCUGAGAUGGUCCGCUUUAUUUUGGUCAUUCUUAUUAGCACCGUUGCCUCGGAGUCGGCCUUUAGUACCGGAGAGCGCAUAUUAGAUCAUUUCCGUAAUUCAUUGUCUCCUACAACUAUGGAGGAAUUGAUAUGCACAUAG
Messenger RNA from Juglans microcarpa x Juglans regia, 1227 nucleotides. Its product is annotated as auxin-induced in root cultures protein 12-like. The transcript has 2 exons. Gene Ontology annotation, molecular function: protein dimerization activity. NCBI's taxonomy places the organism in Eukaryota, Viridiplantae, Streptophyta, Magnoliopsida, Fagales, Juglandaceae. The record is from RefSeq and is a predicted model, not a curated record. The coding region runs from base 1 to 1227 and encodes 408 amino acids.